AUGGAUGGUGAGAAAGAUAUUGCUGCUGAAGAAGCAGCAGGGGAGGUUGGCGUAGAAGUUGCAGCUGCACUGGGGACGGCGUGUCGACAACGGAUAAUCCGAAUGCACGGAACAUCGCAUAGAAUUGCACCUGUGAUGCCACGGGGAGCAGAGGCAUCAGCAUUAGCAGCUUGCAAUGCAGCGCCUGCGUUAGAGGGAGACACCGCUGGUGAUGUAGAAACGGCACGUGCAUCAGAGGCAGCUGCGCAUCAAGCAGGGAAGGAUGCACAGGAAUCGGAAGUCCGUUCUUUCUCCUCAUCAGCAGUUGCUGUUGAGGUUAAAUCACUUCAGAAGAAGCCCAUAAUGAAAAUUACAACCAGUGUUGAAGGAGCGUAUGGAGAAAGCUCUGUAUCUUCUUUAUUUAAGUUGUUUUCUCUGCUAAACAAGCACUUCGGGCUCAACGAACACUCUACCUUCCUCGACAUUGGCAGCGGGAGCGGAGUCCCUUCGUUGGCAGCGGCAGCUUUCGGCUGUACUUUCACACUUGGUUUGGAGUUGGAUUCGAACGUGUAUUCGAUUUCCGUCAUCAAUCAUUUGUCACUCGUUGAUCUCCUGCUGCUGCAGCAGUUGUACCUGGGGGUUCAGCUUAACUGGCAUCAUACGGAGGAGUUUAUCGAUGCUGCUCUGAGUGACUUAUGUCAGCCUAUUGCAGUCAGUGCCCCUGGAGCAACCCCACGGGCAACAGAUCAUGGACUCGUUCAAAGAGGGGGUCGCGGAGGAAUAGGAGCUUUGGGCGGCGCCUCUUUUGUUUCCGAGAACCGUGAAUACCCAGAUGCAUCUGCGUCGUCAACAGCGGCAGUUGCUUCUACUGUAGGUGCGGGCCACGCUGAGCGUCGUCUGUUGGAGACAACGUUCGGGUUUAACGCAGCUUUUUGCGUAUUUGAUUGCUCCCGUCUUUCUUCCCUCGAAGGCAUUUCUCACGUUUUCUCAUUUGACCUGGCGAUGCCUCCGUGGGUAGUGGCACACACUGUUCGGCUCUUCAACCAGAGCAAGACUACCUUUGUGUUUGUCUCCUUCCACGGGGACCUGAUCUCCAGUUUUGGGAUGCACGCCAUCCUUGCGACCCGACUAAGCAUGCGCAUGGGCACAAGUGCAGAAAGCCAUGUGGGUUUUAUCUACCAGAAGGUUCCGGAAACUGAGGCGCAACAGCGGCAUCAGCAGCAGCGGGAGUUAAGUAGCACUCAGCAACAUGCCGUGACACCUCUUGUUGCCGACUCGGCUAAUGCGGCAGGAGAGUGCAAUGGUGAAGACAGCAUGCAGAUGCAGAAGAAGCAGCUGCAGUGGCAGCUUGCGUUGCUACAGGGGAAAUUACAGGAACUUCAGGCGCAACAGCAGCAGCGGCGACGACACCCUAGUAAGCUUCAGAGGCAAAGGCAAGAAUUGCUGCGAGCAUUAGAGGCUACAAAGCAGGAGACUCUGCAAAUGCUGCAGCUGAUGCUGCAACACCAGCAGCAAGGGCUGCUGCUUCAGCAGCAACUGCAGCUAGUUGCGCUGCUACAGCAGCAGCACGGAGAAUGUAUGGUGACUGAAGCAAAGCUUGUUGAGGACGCAGCACGGCUGUUGGAGCACCAACAUCUUCAGGAACAUGAUGAGCUCGUGCAACAGCUCUCUUUACAAUAUUGGGCAGAGAAUAAGAGGCAGCAAACGUUGCUGAAGGAAGCAACUGCAGCAGUUGCAGUAGAACAGUUCUCCGCAGCUGGAGUAGGGAGGAGUUCUGCACUUGACAGCAAGGCACAGCAAGUCAGACGCGAGCUGCGAGACAAGCAAAGGCAGCUACAGAAUCUGGAGCUCUUGGAGUGGCGGGAGGAGCAAGAGACGAGGAGACUGGAGCUCCGUCAGCGACAGAGUGGACUGCUGCUGCACCAGAAAUCAGGACUGGAGAGCCGACGCUGUGAAGGCAGCAGAUGGUUGCUGGAAACUGCUCAGCAGCAUGCCAAAGAUGUACAGCAGAAGCAACGAUUGCAGUUGCUGCUGCUGAAGGGUAUUGCCAGCAGCCGUACCGACAGAAUCCUACAUUCGAUUGCUGCUGCUGGUCGGAUUCAGCAAAUGGCGCAGAUUUUCGUUGCAGCAGUCUCUAUGCUGCAGCAUCCCGUGUCUCGGCGGAAGGCAACUACACAGCAGCAGCAGCAGCACAAGAUGCCUUGCUGUUGCUCUGGGUGCUGCUAUCCGCUGUACCGUGGCUGUAGUGAGCAAACAGAAACAGCUGCUACCCGCGUGGAGCUGAUGAGUGCAGCUCACCCUCAGCAGCAGUUGCUGCUGCUUCGCCGCGUAUUUUCUGCUUUCCAGCUGGACCAGCUGUUAGAAAGGGGGUCAUUGAUGCAAGAGCCGCAGGAACAGGCCAUCGCAGCAGCCCGUACAGAGGCACUAUUGGUGCACUUCAGAGAUGUCAACAUGGUGGGGUUCGACAGACAGAGACACACUACAGGAGGAGGAGCAGCAUCAGGAAAAGAAAAUGCAGCCGUAAGGAUGCCAUAUCAGUGCUCCUGCAAGCAACAGAACCGGUGUGUUCAACUCAACAGCAGCAGCAACGGUGGCAGCAGCAGCUGUACUGUGUGCAUUGGUGGUGCGGCGGCUGCGUUGGCGGAUCUGUUGCCCUCGAUUCCCUAUUCCAGGGUUCAUGGGGUAGAACUGCAGUUUUGCCGCCACGGGCAGCAGCAGCUGCAGCGGAAGAGAUUAUCUCGCCCCAUUAGGCGGCAUGGACCAUCAGCAGAUUCAACGGCAGCUGCUUCGACAACAGCAAUAGUAACGAAGUUGCCUGCUGGGAGCGUUCCCACGCAGUACGACCACCGUGCAAGAAGUGGGGGACGAGUUGGUUGUGAUACCAUUAACAGUAUUGUGGUCGUUUUGCCCUGCCUCUCUCCUCUGUGCGCCACCUGCUGUUACGGUGAUUCGCUGCUGCUCCAGCUGCUGCGGUGCAGCUUCCCGCUGGCGGUGCAGCAGCAACUGCUGCAGCAGGAAGUGUUCAUGCAACAGCGAAUGCCCCUAAUAACCGUAAUCGAUAAACAGGAGCAGCAGCAGUUGGAGCAGCAGUGUAUGCAGGACUGGAAAGCAGCAAAAGCAGCAAACUUGGAGCCAUCAGGCGUACCAUUGGCAGGGGACCAAACCAUUUUCAGAGGGGGCAUGGUGGAGUGCCCUUUGGCGGAUGCAUUUGAUGCGCUACAGCUGCUGCAGCAGCAACUGCAGCAGGAGCAAUGUCAGCCCACUUGGAUGCAACACGGGCCUGGUUCAGAUGCUGUCUUUGAGAUGAAGUACUUGGAAGCAGCAUUUCGCAGUCACUUCGAUAAGUUUCUGGAGGUACAGCGGUACAGAGUGCACCUGAGGCGCCCACUGCUUUCAACGGAGCAUGCACGGGCACCCGGAGCAGCAGUACCACCAGUAGUAGGGCACUGCGAUGAGGAUGAUGAUGCAUCAUGCCAGAAAAGGACAAACUUCUCAGCCAUUGCGUCCUCUUCGUCCUGUAAACAGGGGUGUGCUACAGCCUCCUCCCAGCGACAGCUGAAAAGGCCGCGACGCUCACAGCUAAGUCCUGCAUUAAGCGAGACUUCCUGCAUAACAGGAGAUGAAGCACAACCAGCUGCAAGGGAGCAGCCAACCGCAGUAGCUGGCACUGACUUCUGCAGUGCGUGUUGCAGUGAAGUAGAAAACCCCGUCACCAUUUCAGAGGGUACUGAGCUAUCAGAAAUAGAGCUGGAACCUUAUGAGGAGCAACUGCUGCGCAUAUGCGCAGUUGCUGCUGCGAAGCCGUCCAGGUGUUCAUGCAAGCGGGCGCUGCAGCUGCUGCUGCAGCAGCGCCGGCUGUUGGAACGCCACCAUAGAGACGGCGACAAGAUUGAUUAUCUGUCAGUAGGGCCGCCCGCUCGGGACGACAGCAAAUGGGUGUCCAAAAUGACAUCUGGCCGUCAGCUGAAAUGCAGUGCAACGGUGUCAGCGCUCUCUGACUCGGAUUGCUGCAGCACCCACAGCAGCAAAUGCACGUGCACCAGCAACAGCAGUAGGGGAAUGGCUGGUCGACGUUUAGCGCUCAUAACUGUAGCGGGGGAGAAGCUGCAGCAAGUCAAAGGAUGUUUGGUGAAAAUGCAGACAGCGUUGAGACAGCAACUGCUCCUAAAGGUGCUGCAGAGGGACUUUCCCGGCCACCGUGUCACAACAGCAACAGCGGCUGCUGCUGCCAGUGAACGCGUGGAGAAGGGCGCACUUCCGGUGUAUAGCUGCAGUUGCAGCUGCGCUCCGCAUCUGCAUCUGGAGCAGCAGGAGGUACUUUUUCAAGGAGGCAAGGGCAGCUGCAUGUGGUGGAGACAGUAUUACUUGCUCCUUGGUGAGCUAGCUAUAUUGAAAGAAAAGGCCCUCUACAAGGCAAUCGACAUAUGCCUGCAGCCUCAGGAGCAGUCCGCCCCGCAGGAGCCUACGGAAGCUCAGAAGCAGCUGAAGCAGCAGCAACUGCAACAGCCUUUUGGGGGGCAAACCAAAGUAACGUCUGUUUCAGUUAGCAAAGCAUUAACACCGGACGGGGAGGGUCCAAGCAUCCUCAAAGGCAGCAGCAUGGGCUGUCGGUCGUCCGACCCACUUUUGCAGUCGCCAUUGGCCCCUCGGAAACGCAAAUCUCAGGGGGGAUUUUGA
Eimeria acervulina is the source of this 4656-nucleotide messenger RNA. RefSeq lists its product as hypothetical. Lineage: Eukaryota; Apicomplexa; Conoidasida; Eucoccidiorida; Eimeriidae. The transcript has 9 exons. The record is from RefSeq and is a predicted model, not a curated record. The coding region runs from base 1 to 4656 and encodes 1551 amino acids.